Messenger RNA from Paramecium octaurelia, 559 nucleotides. NCBI's taxonomy places the organism in Eukaryota, Ciliophora, Oligohymenophorea, Peniculida, Parameciidae. The record is from the annotation of a GenBank genome assembly.
AUGUUACAAUUUGAAUCAACCUAUUAUAUUAUUGACUCUCUAUAUUCAUUAUAUUAAUAAGCUUAGGAAGAAUUUAUAAAAUUUAUAGCAUCUGCAUUAUCUCAAAAUAUUGCUGAUGUUAAAGCUAACCAAUUAAAUAUUGAAUAAAUCGAAAUCAUCUUGUUGAGAUAAGUCAAAUAUUCUAAGAUUUAGGAUGGCUAUUUUAAAACCAAAAGUGUAUAAUUUUCACUUUAUACCAAAACAAUAUCAAGAUAUUAGAUAACCAGUAGAUUUUCUUCCGUGACAUAGGAUCCAACGUCUAGUAACAUGGAUUUUGACAGAGUGAGCAUUUUAAAUUGAAAAUUAAAAAGAAGAAAUUGCAAAAUUAAAUAAGUAAUUAAAUGGACCAGAAUUAUUAAGAAAAAAAACCCUUUAGCUGAAACCGAAGGAUUAAUUUAUAGAAAGACUUAAAAUAAGUUGAAGACGAAGACUUAGUAUUUUCUAAUUUAAGAAGAAAAACCUUGCAUCUCCUUGAUUAGGAGGAAGCAGAUGAAGACAUUGUUGUUUUAAUAGACUAUAU